AUGACAGACGAGGAGAAGACUGUCACCAUUAAGCUCUACUGUUCCAAUGAACCGAGGAUGGUUAUCUCCUACAAGGACAAGAAGGACCUGUUCGAGCAGUACCAGAAGAAGAUGAAGCGGCUUGGUAUCCCUACUGACGACGUCUACUGGGCGGACUGGGAUAGCGACCGAUAUAAGGUCAGAACAGCAAGCGACCUACUUAGAGCAGUUGAGCACUGUACUCCUACGAAGUUGCACAUUCCCGGUAACUAUGACGACGAUGGCUGGCCAAUUUCUGAUGAAGAAGAUGAGGAAGAGGAACGGGAGGAGGGGAAGGAGGAGAGGAAGAAGAGAAAUCGAUCCCGUUCAGGACAUCAACACAAGUCUCCUUUCAUUAAGGGGCCGCUGGACUGCGACCACAUGCCAUGGGAUUUUGUUCCCUGGAACUUUGCCAUGGAUCCACGGUAUGGAUAUGGACCUGCCUCGUUCAAUUACGAUCCACCAACAGAGAAGAGUCGUCGAAGUCUACACGAGAGGAGGAAUCGCUACUGCUGCUGCAAUGGCAGAAAAUUCGAGAAUCUCUGA
Messenger RNA from Necator americanus (New World hookworm), 564 nucleotides. RefSeq lists its product as uncharacterized. Bases 1 to 564 code for a protein of 187 amino acids. Lineage: Eukaryota; Metazoa; Nematoda; Chromadorea; Rhabditida; Ancylostomatidae. The transcript has a single exon. The record is from RefSeq and is a predicted model, not a curated record.